AUGGCUUCCAACGCCGGUUCCCCGGCGGCAGCUCCCACCCCGACAGCGUCUAUUGAUGUGAAGCCCAUUAUCUCGCGACAUCCUUCUCUGUGCAUGAAACCAGUCCAGGAAUCCCCCGCCGCGUCCCCCACUGCGGCAUCGCCACCAUUGUCUCUCACCAGCAAGGAAUGGAUCAUUCCACCAAGACCAAAGCCGGGUCGGAAGCCCGCCACCGACACUCCUCCCACCAAGCGUAAGGCACAGAACCGGGCCGCCCAGAGGGCCUUUCGAGAAAGGCGUGCGGCGCGAGUUGGGGAGCUUGAGGAGCAGCUCAAGCAAAUCGAGGACGAGAAUGAACACGAACAGCAAGUGUUGAGGGACACCGUUGAUAAACUUGAGAAAGAACUCGAACAGUACCGAGCCGACCUCGUCAACUGGGUCGAUCGGUGUCGAAGACUGGAGAGUGAGCUUGCUUCUCUCAAAGCUGGCCGGCCACCACUUGGAAAGUCCGGAGAAGCUACUCCUACUCAAGAGAAACAGUCCCCAACGGCUGGCCUGGACAGCACCGAGCACGCAGUAGGCUGUGGCAAUUGUACACUUGAGACCCGAUGUCAAUGCAUCGACGACGCAUUUACAGCCAUGGGGGGCGAAGCGGCCACGAACACGCAUCAACACGAGAAACGUCCCCACUCUCCCGGGCCGGCCGAAGGCGAUAAAAGGAUCAAAGUCGAGCCCAGCGAAAGUCUUGAGAUCGACUUUACGGCGGUUUAUGCUUCCAAGUCCUUGCCAGGCAUCACUCGAGUGGACGACCGCUCUCCGACUUCGGCCGUCGCAGAUCCUUGUGGCUUUUGUUCAGACGGCACGCCCUGCAUUUGUGCCGAGAUGGCUGCCGAGCAGGAACAAGCGCAGAACCAGGCUUUAACCCGGUCGACGGGGAUGCCAAUAAAUCAUCCAAGGCAGCUUGGCCAGUUCACUCCUCCUCCGUCUGAGGGUGAUGUCUCAAUCUCAGUCGCAACGGUGGCUCCGGCUUCUUCUUCAGCUUGCGGUGCUUCCGGACCCGGGACAUGUGCCCAAUGUCGCGCCGAUCCCAACAGCACUUUGUUCUGCAAAUCAUUGGCGGCUUCACGCGCCCAAUCUGCUGGUACUCCGGUCGGAUGCUGCGGCGGGAAAACGGCCGGGGGUUCUUGUUGCCAAAGCCAGAGCCAGACUCCAAAUGAUUCUGUCCCUCUACCUCCGCGAACCACGCGCUCACGAGCCGCUGCCGCAUCAUCUCACAACAGGAGCCACAACACACUACCUCCCCCGAAAGCCGGUGUGAUGCUGACCUGCGCCGACGCAUACACAACGCUGAGUCGGCAUCCGGCCUACGACCGCGCGAGCGCUGACAUCGCCACCUGGCUUCCCAAGUUGCACGCCAGCGAUGCCAGCCCCACACUUGCAGGUCGACCGGCAUUAGAGAUAGACGCUGCCAACGUCAUGGCAGUUUUGAAAGAUUUCGACCGGCGCUUUGGACAGAACCUUUGA
Molecule: messenger RNA, 1503 nt
Organism: Capronia epimyces CBS 606.96
Lineage: Eukaryota; Fungi; Ascomycota; Eurotiomycetes; Chaetothyriales; Herpotrichiellaceae
Exons: 1
Coding region: 1-1503 (500 amino acids)
Cellular component (GO): RNA polymerase II transcription regulator complex; nucleus
Molecular function (GO): transcription cis-regulatory region binding; DNA-binding transcription activator activity, RNA polymerase II-specific
Source: RefSeq, a predicted model, not a curated record